Nothobranchius furzeri (turquoise killifish) is the source of this 2362-nucleotide messenger RNA. RefSeq names its product chondromodulin (gene cnmd). Lineage: Eukaryota; Metazoa; Chordata; Actinopteri; Cyprinodontiformes; Nothobranchiidae. Gene Ontology annotation, biological process: negative regulation of endothelial cell proliferation; negative regulation of angiogenesis. The record is from RefSeq and is a predicted model, not a curated record.
UCACAGACAUCAGCAAGGAGAGAUCAUGGAGAAUUCAGCUCACAGUUCUUGGUGUGUUGAGCUCUGCAGACCUGAGGGGCGAAUCCCAUCCAGUAAAGCGGCCUCUGCUGUGGUCCAUCACCUCCUGAGAUUUGGAGUUGUGCUUCUCGUCGCUGCAGCCGUUUAUAUGCUGUGUGCUUCUUUCUACCUCUGGAAAGCCGGUGACAAAAACGUUUACAACGUUCGUUACAGCGUGAACGUCAACGGGGAGGUGAGGGGGGGCUCUGUGGAAAUCGAUUCUGACAACAAUCUGGGGAGGUUUGAAACUACCGGCAGUGCUGGGAAAAGUGUGGAGAUUCAUGACUUUCAAAUUGGAAUAACUGGAAUCCGCUUCUUUGGAGGAGACAAGUGCUUUAUAAAAUCCCUUAUCAAAGCAAACCUUCCACACAUGAGAGCUCACAACAAAGAGACGCAGAUGUUUGACCUGACUGAUGAAUUAAUGCCAGUGAGGUUCGACGAUGAGUUCCUCAUAUGGGUUGCAGAAGAGAAACCGGUGAAGAAUGUCACGUUUCUGACAAGCAAAAUUCUGGAUUUUUGUGGAGAUCUUCCUGUUUUCUGGCUGCAGUCUGUGUAUCUCAAAGAUGGGGAGAGGAAAGAGAGAGGCGCACGGCGAGCCAAACGGCAGUUAGGCAUGGAGGAGAUCAAGGCGGAUGCUGAGGAGAGUACCGCGGCGGCAAGAGUUUUGGACGAAGAAGAAGAGUCAGCUGCAGGGUCAGCGUACAAUCCCGAAAACCCUUUCCAUCGCAGCGGAGACAGCAAAGACGAGAGCGCCCUGACCUUUGACAGCAUUUUGGACCGCCAGGGAAUCUGCUGCUCGGAAUGCCAACGCAGUUACACACACUGUCAGCGAGUGUGUGAGCCUCUGCGCGGCUAUUGGCCGUGGCCCUACAACUACAGAGGGUGCCAGGUAGCCUGUCGAGUCAUUAUGCCAUGCCGCUGGUGGGUGGCUCGAAUUAUGGGUGUUGUUUAAUGCACCAAUCUCUUUAUCUGGAAGGAGACAUUUGUUUGUGUUUUUCUUUUCCCAUACGAAGAUCCUUACAGACGUCAAACCUGUUUCAGAUGUCUCAGAAAACGUUCAUUUAGUUCAGACCAGAAUGAUAAUGGCUACUUUGAGCAAGGUAAAAACUAAACAGAAAAAGAAAGCAAAUGCAUCGUUGGUGCUAGCUGCUGCAGCCGCAGGCUCUUCCUGUGGGAAUUUCAUCAAAUUCCUGCCAAAAUGACUUUGUGAUUGGAAACCGUCAAAAGAAUAAAGAUUAAUAAAAUAGCUGUCACAUAAAAUGCUAAGGAUUUUAGUGAUUGGAGUUGUUUUAAGAUGACAAAAUGCACUUUGUUUUGGCUGGUCGUUAGCUUGUCAGUCUUGUAUUGUAAACUAUUUUUCUUCCAGCUUUUACUCAGUGCACACAUGGAGUUCCAAGGUUAAUGCUGCCAUAAUGCCAGGCCUGAUGAUGAGUAGAUUGUGGACUGGUAAUAAAAUUAUCCUGACUCUUAUAAAUCGUCUGGUUUGCUUGUUUUUUUUCUUUCUAUAUUGAAACUAGAAUACAAAAGUGCUGGUAGGAUGUUGAGUAGGAAGCUUGGGACUAAGGCCCUGUCCACACGUAGAUAUUUUUCUACGUUUUGGCCUGUCAUUCACACGAAAACUGAGUUUUUUCACACAAAAACGGAUCUUUUAAAAAUCUCCGGCCAAAGUGAAGAUCUGCGUUUUCUCCGUUUUGGGUGUCUGCGUGUGGACAGACAAAACCGGAGUUUUAAGCUCCACAACGUCACUUUCCACGACAAAAAAAAUGCUGACAUCACGUGUGCGACCUGUGUUUACACUAGCCGACAGCAUGGAUGCCCUCAGAGCUGCGCUCACUUUAUCAAUUAACCAAGCGCUUUUUGCUUGUUUGUUUUUGCAAGCGGAAUUACUGCUCCUUGCAGAAGACCACAGACGAAGGACGAGGUUAAGAACGGGGGAAGUACUGCCGACUACAGGUCUGGCAUGUCCUUAACAACGUAUUUAUCCGGGUACGUGUAGACAGAGUUUUUUUUUCUUUAAACGAGGUGGUGUGGAUGCAAGUUUUUGGAGGGGCGGAUAUUCGUUUAAAAAAAAACCCGGCUACGUGUGGACUAGGCCUAAAUCCAAAGACGCAGCAGAUCGUGUACCUUCUCUUACUGAACCAGCUUCAAUAAAUUCUAAUUAGUGUCAGCUGGCUUUGAUGUUUUUCUUGUCACAUGUUUCCAUGGUUUCACUGGGUGUUUUAUUUUAUUUUUCUUAAUUUUUUUUUUUUUUUCUACUUUGACAAAGCUGAAGUGACAGCAACAGUUGCCGUAACUUCCAUUCACA